This is a messenger RNA of Marchantia polymorpha subsp. ruderalis, 982 nucleotides long. The record is from the annotation of a GenBank genome assembly. NCBI's taxonomy places the organism in Eukaryota, Viridiplantae, Streptophyta, Marchantiopsida, Marchantiales, Marchantiaceae.
CGGGAGAGAAGCCCUUAUAUUUGGUAGCACUCUUGCAACAGCUUUGCAGCCAAACAACCGUUGUUUUCACUGCUUCUGUAGUGGCUACUCAUCAACUAUAUACUCUGCUAAAAUGCUACAAAGGAUUGUCGUUCAAGGUGCUUGAGUACUCAAGCUUGCAGCAUUAACAACCCCGCAGUAAAGCGUUGGCAAAAUUCCAGAAUGGCCAGGCACAAGUGCUCAUUGCCUCAGAUGCGAUGACAAGGGGUAUGGAUGUGGAAGGUGUUGCAAACGUUGUCAAUUAUGAUAUGCCUGUGUACGCAAAGACCUACGUCCAUCGUGUUGGGCGCACUGCACGAGCCGGACAGCCCGGGAGCUCUUAUACUCUUCUUCAGAAGGAGGAGGUACGACACUUCAAACAGAUGUUGAAGAAAGUGGACAAUAGCAAGUGCAAGGACUAUUCACUGCCGUCAUCUGUCACCGAAGAGCUUUAUGAGUCUUACACUGAAGCUCUGGAGAAACUGAAGCAGAUAACAGCAGACGAGGCAGCAUCAAUUUCACAUGGCAGUCGGACGCAGACAGAAGGGGAAAGUAAAGUUACUGGGCCGGACGAGCUUUUCAUAUGACCACGAGAUAUCACUCAGCGUUUGGAGUACGAUGAUCUACUUAUCCCUAGGUUCUGUCCAAUUGAAGAAACACUGUGUGAACAAUACGAAGAGCUGGUUGCUGAUCGGAUUCAUAUCAGUACCUUCAUUGUGCAAUCCUAGUCCAGGAUUAGAAUAAUUCGGUUUCGUCUUCACUUUAAUUCACCUGUAAGUCGAGUAGCUGGGUUCCUGAGGAAGGUUCCGGGAGGUUCCCCUUCAUGUAUUCUUCAAGUUCGCAGCUUAGACCCGAACGACCGCAUGUAGGAGAAAAUUGCCAUCCUCACUUUGGUUGGCGGCGUCUGUUUGUGAAUCUGUCUGCGCCAGAUUUCUUCAGUAAAGUUUACGUUGAUGGUGAAGAU